Caenorhabditis bovis is the source of this 465-nucleotide messenger RNA. NCBI's taxonomy places the organism in Eukaryota, Metazoa, Nematoda, Chromadorea, Rhabditida, Rhabditidae. The record is from the annotation of a GenBank genome assembly.
AUGAAGCGCAUUUCUAUAAUUCUCCUUCUUCUCUCUACUCUCUCAUAUAGCGUCUCGGCAUUUCUCACCGACAAUCACAUCGAGCCCAAAUAUUUCAGCUAUGCCGACGGAGCGAGAGUUGACGUUGAGAAGCAUCUCGCUGAAAUGAAGAAGCUGAUUCUGGAGAAUCGAAGAGCCAGCUUCAGCGCAAUGUUCCGCGUGAAUCCGCAACUCGCAUUUCCAGCAGCCAUAACACCCGACGAGUUCUUCGAUUAUGCUCAGCAAGACCAAGUGUUUCGUGAUAAUUUGCAGAUUCAACUGAUAUCUCGUCAGAUAAAUCUGGGAAAUGGCCGAUACUCGUUCGUCUAUAAAACGCGAUUCUGCGAACUCGUCAAUGGGCAUCCUAUCAAUCAAGUAUACCAAAGAAAUGCCCAAAUUUCGAAUAAAAUUGACAGCCCCAGUGGAUUUGCUUUCGAUUCCCUAUGA